Messenger RNA from Salarias fasciatus (jewelled blenny), 1546 nucleotides. RefSeq names its product LITAF domain-containing protein-like. Bases 83 to 481 code for a protein of 132 amino acids. The transcript has 5 exons. The record is from RefSeq and is a predicted model, not a curated record. Lineage: Eukaryota; Metazoa; Chordata; Actinopteri; Blenniiformes; Blenniidae. Gene Ontology annotation, molecular function: zinc ion binding. Gene Ontology annotation, cellular component: cytoplasmic side of lysosomal membrane; nucleus; cytoplasmic side of late endosome membrane.
GUUGCUUCACCUCAGUUCCACAAAUUCCUCUGAACAGAGCAGUUCCAGGCUGUGACAACACCUUCAAGGCAAGACAACUAUCAUGGAGAAAGGACAAGGACCCCCUCCCCAAAUUCCAGCACCACCUUACCCUGGCCCUCCUAUGGGAAUUGCACCUGCAGUUCAACCUGCUCAACAGCCUGCUUACCAAUACAAUGCACAGCAGCCAGUGACAGUUCAACCUGUGACCCAGGUGGUGGUGGUGAACCCAAACCAGUUGGAAGACGUUCCUGGACAUAUGGCUUGUCCUUAUUGCCACAAUAACAUUAUCACUCGAACUGAACACACAAACGGUCUUCUGACAUGGGUGAUCUGCGGCACACUCGGAAUCUUCCUCAUCUGGCCUUGCUGCUUGAUCCCCUUCUGCGUGAAUUCUUGCAAAGACGUGGAACACUACUGCCCCAUCUGUAACAACGUCAUUUACAGAUACAAACGCUUGUGAGCAGAACUGCAUUGUAAAACCUUCAGAUCACAUCAUCUUGAAGGCAGCACUCCUGUGUCAUAUGGUUAUUCCUGUAUUACUGCAUUGUCUAUAUACUUAGCUACACUACCUUAUGUGACAUAAGAGUGAACUUCAUUAUCUGGACUUUAACCAAUUCAUAUGCCAACAUACACGUAUAUUUUCUAUAAUUAAUAUAAUGUUCCAGCAUAUCAGUAGAUGAAUAUAAGAACAUAAGAAUGUGAUCUAAUAGAAAUGUGAUAUUUCAGACAUAAAUGUUGUGUGUCAUAACAACUUGAGAUGUAUCUUGUGUGUUUUUUAAUUUUAGAUAUGUUUGUGAAAAUGUCAAAAAUGAAAAUAUUUUAUAAAUAUGAAUGUCAUGUUUGCUUCAAAGAUUCAAUCAAUUGAUCAGCUUGUCAUUGGGUUUUUCUCUUAAACCCUUGGCAGUUGCACUGAGAAGUUAUAUUUUUCUACUUUAGAGCAUAAAAUGAGAAUAAACAACAAAAACAAUAGUGCAAUAGUGCAAUAGUGGAAAAUGCAAUCAAGGUGUCAUACCGAAUUUUAUAUUUACAAUUGAACAGAAAUCAUAUGCACCACUUUUAUGAUGAUUAAUAAGAUUUACUAAUUACUGUAUUCAGUAAAAGUAAGAUGAAGAAAGAAAUACACAAUAACCAAAACAAUUAAGCAUUGUAUUUCUUCUCAGUAAUCAGAAUUGCAUCACUUUUUGGGUCACUGUUUAGAAUUAAGCAUGAAAGAUGUGUCCACCUCUAUUUUUGUGAUAAAUCAAACAACAAACACACACACACACACACACACACACACACACACACACACACACACACACACACACACACACACACACCUUUUUGUUUUGUGACCUGUUCUGUGUUCAAUGUUGUGACAUUGUUUAUUGUCUAUAAAUUGUGUUGCCAUAGUUUGGGAUAGUGACCACGAGAUGGCACUGUGACACAGCUAAGGGAGUUUACUAGUCGAGUCCAGUGCAAUGCAUUGCUGUUGUUGUGCUUUGUGUUACAGCUUAAAUAAAAGACAGUUUAAUGAGGACCUACA